This is a messenger RNA of Solanum lycopersicum (tomato), 894 nucleotides long. Lineage: Eukaryota; Viridiplantae; Streptophyta; Magnoliopsida; Solanales; Solanaceae. The record is from RefSeq and is a predicted model, not a curated record.
UGUAGCUCUAUCCAUUCUCCGGGAACAUAUCGACCAAUUCGACUUGAUCAUGGUGGAUGCCAACAUGUUUGAAAUGGACUACCUUCAAUUCAUCAAGUCCACUCAACUCAUCAAAAAGACAAACCAAUUAUUUUGAUGUCUCAGAGGUGACGAUUGAAAUGAUAAAAGAAGCAUCAACACUAGGGAUAUGCUUCAUUUAUGAGAAGUCACUCAUCUCAUCAUUGAAACUCAAAGAUAUAUGGAAGCAUGUGAGGUGGCACGAUAAAAAGGAAAAUGAGGAAUCACAACACUACAACGCUAAACAAGUUAAUUUAAUGGUCAACAUAUCUUGUCCUACAAAGAUGCAGGACUUAAAGGGAAAAAGCAAAGAGAAUUGCUCGGUGACUUAUCAAGAUCAAGAGGUAGAUUCUUUAAUGGAAAAAGAUGCGGCGAAAAGGUCUAAGAGAAUGAGAAGUACGAAUGAGGACACACAAGUUAAACAUAGUGUUUCUUCAGAAAAAGAGGAGAAACAUUCUUUUCUUUCGAAAAUAAGUACAGAAAGACCAGAAAAGAAAAGACGAAACAUGAAAUGGACAGCAGAGCUUGAGAAGAAAUUAGAUGAAGUUGUUCGCGAGUUAGCAGACAAAGGUAAGUGUUCAAAAAUUUCGUUUUUAUCCCGGCAUAGAGAAAUAGAAAAAAUAAGAAUGGUGUUUAAGAAAGAUCUUAAGUAGAUAUUUUCUUAAUGUUCACAAUUUUACUAUUAAAUUCUUAUUAGUUGUCUUACCAUGUUGAUUUAGCUGGUCCUAAAAAUGUGCUACAGAGGAUGUGUGUGUAGGAUUUGACUAAUGAGUGUCUCACCUACCGUCUAAAGGUAUCCAUGUAUAAAAAAAUAUUUGUGAUUCAAAGUUUUGUAAA